Messenger RNA from Pelobates fuscus (common spadefoot toad), 3099 nucleotides. It is a transcript of the gene CDCP1, whose product is annotated as CUB domain containing protein 1. The transcript is spliced from 9 exons. Lineage: Eukaryota; Metazoa; Chordata; Amphibia; Anura; Pelobatidae. The record is from RefSeq and is a predicted model, not a curated record. Bases 189 to 2813 code for a protein of 874 amino acids.
UGUGAGUUAGAUUGCAUAAUCAAAAGGUAAAGUAAGGCGAAUAAGAAGUAUUAAAGCCUUUAUCUUUAUUCAGUGUUUGCACUUUCAAGCAGUGUGUACAAGAUGGAAACCUUUGUGGGAACCUUGAAGUGAAAGAUUACUUGUAACUAUAGGACAACUAUAAGGCCUUCUAAGGAAUACUGUGUGGAAUGGGCUUUAAAGGCACAGCUAUGCUUAUAUCUGGUAUCCUCUUCGCCUGGCUGUUUAUGGGACUGACAGAAUCUGUGGACAUCACCUUACCACCCAACAUAUCAGUUACUAUAGAACGUAGUGCUGGACCAACCUCGCCACCUUGCAGUAUCUGUACUGGAAAAGAUGGCUGCAAGCUCUCUAAGCUACAGAUACAACCUGGGACAAGUGUCCGCUACAAUUUCACCUGUACUACACCUGAAAAUCACUUUGUUAUGGUAAUUCGCAGGAUGAUUGACUGCAACACUGGUGUUUGUCCCUUUGGAAAUGUGAGUUUACAACCUUCAAGCUUGACUGGAUUAAAUAGAACCUUCAUGUGGAAUGUGGAAGCUCCUCGGAAUAUAGGUGUAGAAUUAAGAUUCACUCCAUGGAUAAGGCAAAUUAACCCAUCACACAAAUGCAAAGAUCAGAUAACUUUCACUGUUAGCACUUUAAUAUCUUCCACCAGCAUCGGAACUUUCUGCAAGAAAGGCACAGUGUCACGCAUUAAGUUGCAAGGAGGUGGUGUUGUUACCCUACAACUACCCUGGAAUGAAACGCUGACAGAAUCUGGAUUCAGCAUUGCAAAUAGAUCUUCCAUUAAAAGAUUGUGCAUUAUCGAAUCCAUAUUUGAAACCGAAUCAACUACAACAAUGAUGUCUGCAAAUUAUCCACAGGGAUUUCCAAACAAUGAACUCAUGACCUGGCAGUUCAUCAUUCCUCAAAAUCACAGAGCCAGUGUCGAAUUUAUAAAUUAUACAUUACCUAACUGUUAUAUGAAAGAGCAGCGAGUAGAAUAUGAUCUUCCCUUGUACAACAAUAAUCCAGAGGUUUUCCAGUUCGAUUCCUUACAGCCGGGCAACAUUGGUGGCAACUUCAAUUUGUCUUUGGAAAACUGUGAAUUGGAAAGUCAGAAUCCAAAAGCACUUACUUUAGUCUUCAAUAUAACAGUGCAGAAGGCAACAAAUAUUGCAAAUCAUACCUAUCCUAUUGAUUUAAGGAAAGAAACAACUAUGAAUGUGCGAAUAUCAAAACUGCUUGUAAAGGCUCGCUAUUUUGCCCCUGUCUGUGUUAUUUGCCGUGGAGAAAAUCAAUGUUCAGAGGAGAUAAUUCUGGAGGGCGGAAAAUACCAUAGAAUUUCAUUUCUAUGCAACAAACUUGACACCUUUAGGGUAACCGCAGAGCAAAUCACACAAUGUUCGGAUUUUAAAACCUGCCCCAUAAACAACACAUCUCUUGGAAUACCCCAGUCUUUGCUCUAUCUCCCCAUACCUUUGGAAACUAUUACCUGGAAAAUAUUCCCACCACCACAGAGCAGUGCUGAAAUAGGAUCCAGAAGAAUAAAACUACAGCAGCCUCUUCUAGGAACAACAUGCAAUGCUACUUCAGAUUUCUACUAUCAUAUCACCAGCUUCACCAAUGGAAACCAGUUUACAAUUGGAAAUUUUUGCCCCAAUGGAUCUGUAGAAAAGAUGCAAAUGAAAGGCAAUGUUACUAUCAUUCUGAACACAUAUAAGAAAACAAAUCUGAGCCUAAAGAACCAUGACUUGUAUUUAUCUUUUGUACCAUCUGUUAAAGAGGAAUGCAUAUUUACUGUGAGUCCAAACAGCAGUUCUACUGUUAAGCAUUACACUCCUGAUUGGGAAGCAGGGCUUCCAGACUACUAUUACCUCUCCUGGAACAUCGAUUUGUCCCCCAAGCAAUCUGCCCAAUUAACAUUUGACCGGGACAAAAUUGGCAUUAUGUGCCAAAUGAACAGUGCACUUCUUUACAUCAAGGAAAAGAGAGAAAAUGGGGUGGACAUUGUACGAAAUGAAAAUGAAAAGCUCCCCAGUACUCUGAACCUCAGGUAUCCAUUUUGGGUGAACAUCUCUAAUUGCAAGCCUAAGGUCAACUACAAGCUUCAAGUCCAGUUUUCUAUAACAGUCACUGAAAGCAACACAGAUAUAAAAAUCAUUGGGAUUGUGAUUGCAGCUGCAGUGUGCACAGUUAUUGUAGCCGUGGGAGUGACUUUUUGCUGUCUUAGAAAAAAAAAAAAAGAGAAACAACUUCCACCAAACAAAGAAAAAGUAAAUACAGAAAUGUCAAGACGCAUAGGGUUCAAAGCUCGGAAGACCAAUGAGUCUCAUGUAUAUGCAAUAAUUGAUGACACAAUGGUUUAUGGACAUUUGUUGAAAGACACAGAUGGUCCAGACAAUCCUGAGGUUGAUGUGUACCGCCCCAUUGAAGGUGCUGUUCCUCUUGUGCCCCCACUUCCUAGGCUAAAUGGAAGUAGUAAAAACAAUCCUGAGGUUGAUGUGUACCGCCCCUUUGAAGGUACUGUUCCUCUUGUGCCCCCACUUCCUAGGCUAAAUGGAAGUAGUAAAAACAAUCCUGAGGUUGAUGUGUACCGCCCCUUUGAAGGUACUGUUCCUCUUGUGCCCCCACUUCUUAGGCUAAAUGGAAGUGGUACAGAAGAUACGUGGGAGGAUCCACUUGCUCUUUCAAUGAGGCGAAAUGAAAUUUAUGCUUCAUCAGAUGAUCUCCCAAAAGUGCCUGUUGAAGAUGAAGAUACUAGUCUAUCCUUUCUAGACAGUAACGACCAUGAAACUGUGACAUCAGGCUGAUUUAUUUGGGAAAAUAAUGCAAAGGGUAUUUAUUUUAGAAUAGUGAAGACUAAUGUCAAACAACAAAACUGAAAUAAAGAUUGCCGCCAUCCACAAGGAUUUUUUUUUUUUAAAACAAAACAAUCGUCUGGACUGGAAAUAGAUAGAUGGGACGAUGAUUCUGUAAACUAAACUUUGGAUAUUCUUGUACCUGCAAAGUUGAACAUCUUUUAAAAAGACCUUUGUAAGUGAAAUGUUACUUAAGCAGCUUGGAGUUGUGAAUUAAUUUUUUUAUGCUGGACUUUAA